AUGAAGGAUUUUCUCAUUCUCGUGCUCUUGAGUGCAACUGAGAACACCUGCAUAGCCAGUCAUAGUCUCUUUUCUUCUUUGUCUCUACGACCCCUUGAUUCUCCAGGACUUAUUGUGGAAAAUGUUUCUAAUGAAAAGAAAGAAGCACAAGAUGAUUUUACUGUUCCUUACAUGGUCUAUCUGAAAUCCACCCCAGAGCCCUGUGUUGGGUGUCUCAUCCACCCCCAGUGGGUAUUGACAGCUGCCCACUGCCCCUUACCCAUCAAAAUUCGACUUGGAGUUCAUCAACCCAGCAUCAACAAUAAAAAAGAGCAGGUACAAAAUUAUUCAUUGACUAUGAUUCACCCUGACUUUGAUGCAAACUCUCUGGAAAAUGACCUGAUGAUGAUAAAACUCUCCAAACCUGUGGCACUCAACAAGUAUGUGGGGACUAUUGCCAUAUCGUUGGAGCCCAUCUCAUCUAACGAGUCCUGCUUCAUCCCCACCUGGACUUGGAAUGACUACAAAAACCUCAGUGACCCAGACAUCCUGACAUGGAUAAGCCAACAUCCUCUUUCUGCCAGUGAUUGCGAGAAUGUGCUCCAACAAGAAGAAGAACCAAAACCAAAAUUAAACAUCAUGUGUGUGGGACAACCUCUAAGCCUCAUAACUAAUGUAAAGGAAGUUUCCGCUGCUCCAGCCAUCUGYAGUGGGAGGCUGCAUGGAAUCUUGACCUGGGCAAAAGCAGGUUAUACUCUGGGAAAUGAGGGAUUCUUUACAGAAAUUUAUGCCUAUUCAAGAUGGAUCAUGAAAAUCAUGGAAUCCUAUUGA
Molecule: messenger RNA, 810 nt
Organism: Urocitellus parryii (Arctic ground squirrel)
Lineage: Eukaryota; Metazoa; Chordata; Mammalia; Rodentia; Sciuridae
Source: RefSeq, a predicted model, not a curated record